UCUCUCUCUCUUUCUCUCUCUCUCUCUCUCUCUCUCUCUCUAUCUCUAUCUCCCUUUCGCUCCGCCUCCGCCCAUGACUACCAGUAUAUCAACGAUAGCCGGACACGCAUGAAACCGUUUUUAUGCUUUUGGCACAAAGGGUCCUAGUGGGAAAAGCUAUCACCAGAAUGCACCACGUCUACUAAGUUGUAAGGCAUAUCGCUUUUGGCUGGACUGUUUCUGACUUGUGUGGCCACAGCGGUGCAGCAGACAGGUGACUUGGAGCUGGAGCCCGGAGAAUGGUAGAGUGCAGGAUGGCAAUGAACCAUGGACGAUUCCCUGAGGCAGUAAACGGACUCCACCACCACCAGCACCCAGCACGAAGACUGGCUAUGGGACAGUUCUCCCACUCGCUGCACCAUCAGCCACAGCCACAGCCUCACGGUUACACCGGAAUCAUCACCGACCACAUGCAUUUUGGAGCGGGAAACGUGUCGGCAAACCACGGCAUCCGAUCGGGGAGUGUAAAUGCUGGACAUCCAAACGGCAACGUGCCACCGGGUGCGCGCUACAGCUCGCAAUAUGUGGGCUCAAACGCGGUGGCGUCUCAAGGACAAUUGGCAGCGAGCAUGCAGCUGCAGAAGCUGAACACGCAGUAUUACAGCCACCACGCACACCCCUCCGCCCAUCACCACUACAUGCACGAGAUGCAUCCCGCGAACCAUCAGCUAAACGGAACGGGACAACAGUUCCGAGACGCAGGCACCAAACUCGGUGGUGCGUCCGGUCUCCCUCCGUCCACGCAUCAUGUACCCGCAGCAAUACUGCCCCCUAACGUCAUAGACACGGAUUUUAUCGACGAGGAAGUUCUGAUGUCACUGGUGGUAGAGAUGGGCUUGGACCGAAUCAAGGAGUUACCUGAACUGUGGCUGGGACAGAAUGAGUUUGACUUUAUGACGGACUUUGUGUGUAAGCAGCAGCCUAGCAGAGUGAGCUGCUGACAUCGUUCUUUUUUCGUUCGGCCGAUCAGACUGGAACUAUUGCUUUAGUCCCAGACAAGACUGACAAAGACCUUCCCAGUGACCCAGAACUACAAACACGAUGGCCGAUGUCCUCGGUUGUUUUGAGGAUGUCCAAACUCUGCAGGUAGUGUAGGGAUAGAGUUGACGUCACGUGACACAGGAGUGUGUACCCCGUGGAUAUCGCUCCGGUCUCAUUGAUAAAAAGACAAAAAUCCUCUGCAAAAUGAAUACACCAUGUGCACCAUGCCGGAGCAAGACGAUACACACUAAGGAGAUGCGACCAAGCCAAUAUGAGUAGAAGUACUAACAAUAGGCUAUGUUUUAAGUGUUUUGUGUGUGGAAGGUCGAAGUCAGCUAAAAAACAGUGUGCUUGAUUGUUUCUUUUGCAGCGGCAUUCAAGUAUUAUGAACGAAACAGAAGUGGUCUGCUGUCGUAAGAUCACGAGGCGGUUAAGCCAACAUGUUUGUAGAGGAGUAAUAUGUGAUCGUUCUCUACAAUACAGUGCUGUACUAUUCUGUGGUCAUACUUAUUCACAACACAUUAUCAGUGUUCCCAUUGCUGCUCAUUGAUUUGUCUGUCAUGUUUAAGAAAAAAACACCAGUUCAUGUUGCCGCCAUUUCUGCAGGUGUCCCAUAGUGUCCCGGACGCCAGAGUAAAAAAAGGGGAGAGAGCUCACUUGAUUACUUUGAGUCACAGUAAAGGUUUAUCAAAAAUAAUAUUUUGUGAUGAUAUCAUGUGGUAUUCCAUUUUCAACGUGAGUCAAAACUGGGUGAAGUGUGCACAGUUUAACUAAAGGAACACUGGUUGACAAUAUGCUGUCCACUAGGAGAAAAACGAGUCUGUGGGGAUGGACUUUUCUGGCUUCAAGCUGCACAAUGCUGUCCCUACCCCGAACAUAUCCCCAUCCUCACCUUCCCACUCCCAUCCUCACCCCAGCACCUUCUAUCCUAACCUCCCACUCCCCAUUCUUACCCCCCAUAUCCUAAACCCAUUCCUUACCUCCCCACCGUCCAUCCUUACCCCUAUCCUCAACCCAGCACCUUCCAUCCUCACCCCCCCACCCUCUAUUCUUACCCCCACCCCACACCCUCCAUCCUCACCCCUCCACCCAUCCUCACCCUCAUGCUUUUAUACGUCAACAGUAAAUGCUGUUGGAUGUUGAUUUCUCAUCCCUGCUCGUCUCUUCGUCUUUCUUUAUCACCCUUCUCCCUCUCGUCCUCUUGUUCUCCGUCUCUUGCUUUCUCCCUCUCUCCCUCUGCCAGAUGUUCCCUAUAGCAGCCACCACUGUGCUUCUCUAGUGCGCUACAUGGCAAUAUACUACUGUGUUGGAAGCUUUCUAGGAAAGUUUUGACAGUAUUUUUGUACAUUUUUUUAGAUGAAAAUUUUAAUUUAUUCUAUUUUAAUUUGCAAACAUGAAUAAAGCAGCUGGAGUGCA
Osmerus eperlanus (European smelt) is the source of this 2436-nucleotide messenger RNA. It is a transcript of the gene cited2, whose product is annotated as Cbp/p300-interacting transactivator, with Glu/Asp-rich carboxy-terminal domain, 2. Gene Ontology annotation, molecular function: transcription coactivator activity. Gene Ontology annotation, cellular component: nucleus. Gene Ontology annotation, biological process: regulation of DNA-templated transcription. The transcript has 2 exons. The record is from RefSeq and is a predicted model, not a curated record. Bases 279 to 980 code for a protein of 233 amino acids. Lineage: Eukaryota; Metazoa; Chordata; Actinopteri; Osmeriformes; Osmeridae.